UUCUUCACUUCGGACUUCGCAAGAAGAAUUUGGGAUAUUGGGGAUAUUCCCUUUUUUAAUGAAGAAAUCUUCUUAGUUCUUCGUCUUCCACGAGAAUUUUGAUUUUGCCCGAAGGAAAAUUCAGACAAAAAGUUAUAAUCAAAUGUCCCAAUUCGUCGAAGGAAAGUAGGAAGCAGCGUCUCAUCUGGGUUCUGACCAGUCUUCACGAUCUGCGUUCCUUCAACUUUAACAGAUUCAACCGCGGUGGUCUAUGGAAGCUUCGAAGUUCUUAAACCCAAAUUCAAGAGGUUAAAGUUUAUCAAAUUCUAUCCUUACCUUUCUGUAUUUAAGGCCUCUCCGAUGGCCUUCUCUGCACUUUAUCCAUUACCGAAUCGAGCUUCCUUGAAUUCUUCGUCAUCUUCCCCUUUGGACUUCAGAAUACUUACUGCUUCAUACUCAUACCUAACGAACAAACGUCUAUCCCUCAGCCAAGGCAUGUCCUCUUCAUCAACUUCGUUGGCAAGUGCAGAGGAAGAGAUUCGUCAGGAUAAUAUUGAACAGCUUGAAUUGCUGAGUGGAGUUCAUGAUCAUUAUGGAGGCGUUAUUGUAGAAAUGAAGGACCCUAUAGAUCCAAAGGAAUUUGGAUCUUUGCUUAGAGCUUCAUUAUCUCAAUGGAGACAGCUGGGUAAGAGGGGUAUUUGGAUCAAAUUGCCUAUUGAACUUGCAAAUCUGGUUGAAGUUGUUGUUAAGGAAGGAUUCGUGUUCCACCAUGCUGAACCUAAUUACCUAAUGCUUGUACGAUGGAUCUCUGAAACUACCAAUUCUCUUCCUCAUAAUGCCUCUCAUCGUGUGGGCAUCGGUGCAUUUGUAAUGAAUACUAAUCGGGAGGUGCUUGUGGUUCAAGAGAUCGGUGGCAAAUUCAAAGGUUCAGGAGUUUGGAAGUUACCAACUGGAGUGGUUAAUGAGGGAGAGGAUAUUUGUGAAGCAGCAAUUAGAGAAGUGAAAGAAGAGACUGAUAUUGAUGCAGAAUUUGUAGAAGUGUUAGCUUUCAGGCAAAGCCACAACUCAUUUUUUACGAAAUCGGAUUUGUUUUUCGUAUGUAUGUUACGACCAUCUUCCUACGACAUCCAAAAGCAAGCGUCGGAAAUCGAGGCGGCCAAGUGGAUGCCCAUUGAUGAAUAUGCUGAUCAACCCUUCGUUAGAGCGAACUCGGCUUUCGAUUAUGUGGCAAAAGUAUGUGUAGCAAAGGCGAACAACGACUACACCGGCCUCUCGGCGAAUCCCACGUUUUCUUCCUCUGGUAAACUGAGUUACCUCUACUCGAAACUGAAAAUUUGAUCUCCAAUGCAGUUGACGGGGAAAGAAAUAACAUCCCUCUAACUUUUGCAUUCCAAGAAGCUGAAAAGAAUUGUGUAAAGUCUUGUGUACAGAUCAUUUGUACCUGUAAGUCUUGCCCAUAUGAUAUCUUUUCCUGUUUGGUUUUCAUGGUUAGGACAGAAUUUCUAGCACUAGCUUUAUUAUUAUUAUUUUUUUCAAAAGAAAAAAUAAUAAUUAAUAGGUUUAAUGGAUUUUUAUUUUAUUUCUUAAAUGUUGGUGGUAAGGCCAAGUGUCAUACUGUAAUAAAGAACAUUUAUUGUUAUGCCAAUUAUUUGUUGAGUUUAAAUAUGUUGCGAA
This is a messenger RNA of Momordica charantia (bitter melon), 1653 nucleotides long. NCBI's taxonomy places the organism in Eukaryota, Viridiplantae, Streptophyta, Magnoliopsida, Cucurbitales, Cucurbitaceae. The record is from RefSeq and is a predicted model, not a curated record.